AUGGAGCUGGAAAACGGCCGUCGAGUGAUGGUUAUAAACAAAGCGAUGAUGGAGAUUAUGGGGCGAUCGAGACAGGCGGAACCAAUCAAACGGCACGACGACGAAGGUCAUCAGGGGCUGAUUGUGGUCUCUCGUCUAAGUGCGACCAUGUUGGAUGUCGUGCUUUGUGCUUACGCCAACCCUCCUACGUACCCUGAUGUUUGUAUGCCCAGGUAG
Peronospora matthiolae is the source of this 216-nucleotide messenger RNA. The record is from the annotation of a GenBank genome assembly. NCBI's taxonomy places the organism in Eukaryota, Oomycota, Peronosporomycetes, Peronosporales, Peronosporaceae.